This is a messenger RNA of Capsaspora owczarzaki ATCC 30864, 915 nucleotides long. RefSeq lists its product as hypothetical. Gene Ontology annotation, biological process: mRNA splicing, via spliceosome. The transcript has 5 exons. Gene Ontology annotation, molecular function: RNA binding. The coding region runs from base 1 to 915 and encodes 304 amino acids. NCBI's taxonomy places the organism in Eukaryota, Filasterea, Ministeriida, Capsasporidae. The record is from RefSeq and is a predicted model, not a curated record. Gene Ontology annotation, cellular component: ASAP complex; cytoplasm; nucleoplasm.
AUGUCGCUCCAGCCAACGCAGCCGCGUCGUCGUCGUCGUCGUCGCCCCAGUCCCGGUCCCGAUCGCCCUCCCGCUCGCGCUCGCGUUCACGGUCGCAGUCUGCAUCACAACGCCGCCCUCCUGGCGCUGGGUCGCGAUCGCCCUCUGCCUCACGAUCGCGGUCUCGGUCCCGGUCCCGGUCGCCUCGGUCCCGGUCUCGCUCUGGAUCUCGCUCUCGGUCUCGCUCGCGGUCCCGGUCGGUGUCGCGUUCCCGUUCGCGGUCCCGAUCUAGGUCCCGGUCGCUGUCCCCAAAGCGUCGUGGCGGUGGCGGUGGUGGACGCGGACGUGGCCGAUCGCGGUCUCGGUCUCGGUCCCGGUCUCGGUCUCGGUCGCGAUCCCGCUCACCCUCGCGAUUUCCUUCGGCCCCGCGCAACCGAGGUGGACGUACCACGCCGCGGCCCCAACGGCCAUCGCGGUUUUGCCUUGGUUCGCUAUACCAACGCUUCCGAUGCGCAGAGUGCGGUCGACUGCAUGAAUGGUGGCCAAAUCGAUGGCACGGUGGUGCCGGUUGAGUUUGCAAAGAUCAAGGAGAACGACCGACAGAUUUCCCGCGCUCGCAACGGUCGCAUGCGAGGCGGGGCAAAUGCCGCUCGCGGUCGUCGAGGGUACCCGAUCCAUCUCUCGGUCGCGCUCACGAUCGCGCUCGCCACGCCGCGGUUCCGGUCGUCGCCGUUCCUUCUCCCGCUCCCGUUCCCGGUCUCGCUCCCGUUCUCGCUCUCCUAUUCGUCGUCGUCGCCGCUCAUUCUCACGCUCGCGGUCGCGGUCCAAGUCACGAUCUCGCUCGCGGUCACGGUCGCCAACGAGCUUCUUCGCAUUGGAGACUCUGUUUCGCUGUACUCUGAGGACCGGCAUGGCUUCCUGUUCUCUGAAAAGUAA